Gongylonema pulchrum is the source of this 2130-nucleotide messenger RNA. NCBI's taxonomy places the organism in Eukaryota, Metazoa, Nematoda, Chromadorea, Rhabditida, Gongylonematidae. The record is from the annotation of a GenBank genome assembly.
AUGAACAUCGAAAACAUUGUAAAUGGUACUGAAAAGAAUGGUGUUGAUGUUGAAAUAAGAGAAGGAUUGGCACAAAUGGAUGACGAGCGAGAAGAAAUCGUGAAGAUGUGGAAACAUAUGGAUCAAAAGUUGGAAUCAAAAGCUAAAUCGCUUAAUCUGACUGCCGUCAAUCAUAUGAUAAAAAAUCCACAAGUGAUAUCGCUUAUUAUGGGAUUAGAUCAAAAUGAUGCAGUUUCGGAUCUCAAGUUAACCCGAUCGAAGACGAAGCAUUUACCUGGUCAAAUAUCGCAUAAUGAUCAAAAAGCAAUCGUAACGGUACCACGUGUUUCUCGAACAUUUCUUGAUAUUGAUUAUGAACCCAAUGAAGAUGAAGACGAUGACUACCUCCCGGAACAGGAUGAAGAUGCAAGUGAAAUAGGAGACGAUUUGGAAAUUCUUGGUGAUGCAUGCGACGAUGCACUUCAGGUAGUAGAAGCUGACACAGAUGUAGCACCAGCACUGCAUACACGUUCAAAACAACAGGACAGCAUUGCUUUGGAACCCGACAAUGAGCAAUUGUUCGGCGAUGACAUGUUGCUCUAUUCAGCUGUAGAUGAUCCGGAUUAUGUGGAAUUCAUUCGAAGUCUCAAUGAUCCAUCAAAAUAUGAAGGCGAUGAAGCAGAAGAUCCGGAAUAUAACUUUUUGGCGGAUAUCGAUGCCGAAGAUUGCACAGAGGAAUACGAAGUACGAAAAGACCGUGCCACCGAAAUACCAAGGCGAGAGAUAGAGGACCUUCUCCAGGAUUUGUUGGACGCUCGCUUGCUGCCCUCACCGGAUGAUUCGGGACAGAUCAACAACUCAGUGCAAAAGGUCUAUCCAUGCUUUCUUGAUAAUGAUGAGUUUAAAGAAAAUUCUGCGGUUGAUCAGGAGAAUCCGAAGCUCGAGGCAAAGGGGGGUGUGAGGGCGCAAACAUCGGAAGUGCAACCGGGAAAUUUGCAACCGGAAAUUAUACUUGUGGACGCAACACUGGAAGAUUUUGAACGACUUGGCAUGAGAUCAUCGACACUUAUAGGCGCCAGUUUUCAAUGCCCGCCUUUGUUCACUUUUCCUGAACUACAACAGCUCAAAACACAACUUGAAAAGAAUGAAUUAUACGAACGUUCCAGAGAAUCCCCGGCUCAUUCGUUUUUCAAUAUAUCAAAUUUGAUGGCUUCAGUAGCCACAUGUCAUUGCGCAUGGAAAUAUAAAGAUACAUGUGAUUCUGUCAAGCGCCCACCAGAGAGAUCUAAAAAUCUGGGACCUCCUUUGCCGAAAACGAUGCAAGUUCUUUCCCAGAGCAAUGCACUGAUUUUUCCGGAAUUACUACCUGAGGUCCGUCUAAAAGUAUUCCCUCGUUUUCGUGCUUAUUUUACGCAAGAAGAAGAAUGCCUGCUGGCACUUGGGCUCUAUCAGUUCGCUCACGUUAAGCAUACUGCCUCGAAUGGAGGUCCAUAUGCGCUGAUCAGCCGACACCUUUUGGCUAACAAAAUACCAUCGCAGAUACGCUUACAUCUGAAAAAUUUCCGCAACGGCCGAGCACCAAUACAUCAAUUAUUUCGGAAAGCUGAAAAUGAAAUGGUAAUUAUGGUAUUCGCUCCGGAAAGCGCAUCAACCUCUCAGACUACUCCGCCAAACUCAUGGCCUGAACAUUUGCAAACUAGUUGGCUUCAGCAGUUGGUAAUGGAACAACAAACUGAUCCCUAUUGCAACGGCUUAGGGUUGGGCGAGUCUAAUAUUAGUGAGGUCACCGUUACUGAACAAUCUUUGACGUAUUCAAAUGCUCUGUCACAUAAAGAUUCGCCUUAUUCUAUGCCACGGAAAAAUUCGUUGUGCCCAAGUGAAGACUCGCGAUGCUCACUUGCUAAUUCAUCAGAAAAUGCAGCCUACUCUCAUGCUGUUCCAUGUGAUCCAGUUAAGAGUCCAGUUCCUCCAGUGCCUGCUGAAUGUGCUGAUGCUGAUGAUCCCGAUGAAAUUAUAUUUGAUGGAGUGACAGCAUCGACGCCUCUUCCACCGAUUAACAGCGAUAACGACACCAACAAUGAUAACAACAUGGUGACUGCAAAAAAUGAUGAUGCAAAACGAAUCGGUAAGGAACUGGUAAUAUUUUUUUGA